Messenger RNA from Bactrocera neohumeralis, 1734 nucleotides. Its product is annotated as pickpocket protein 19-like. The transcript has 6 exons. The record is from RefSeq and is a predicted model, not a curated record. Gene Ontology annotation, molecular function: ligand-gated sodium channel activity. The coding region runs from base 1 to 1695 and encodes 564 amino acids. Lineage: Eukaryota; Metazoa; Arthropoda; Insecta; Diptera; Tephritidae. Gene Ontology annotation, biological process: sodium ion transmembrane transport. Gene Ontology annotation, cellular component: membrane.
AUGUCUCUGUUGGAAGCGAAUAUGAAACCGCCAUUAAACAGAGACACAAAAAAAGACAUUUACAUUGUGAAAGUCAAAGAAAUGAGCGAGAAAUCAUGUUCUAAAAUCGAAAAAGGUAAUCAUUCUCAAUACAAAAACUGUCAAGACAUUUUUCAACAGGAGUUGGCUGCAUAUGGUAGAGAAACGAGCGUGCACGGUUUGAAGCGCAUACUAAGCAAUGGUACAGGACGAGUGGAGCGCGCACUUUGGGCUCUGUGUGUCGCGUCUGCACUGAGCCUGCUCAUUUACUUCAGUCAAUACCUUGCUAAUCGCUUUACUCAAACUAUAUUCAAAACCACCAUAUACUCCACCAAUCAUCCCAUUUACAAAGUACCCUUUCCCGAAGUGACUAUAUGCAACAAGAAUCGCUUGAAUUGGGCGCGCUUGGAAGAAGUAAAGCAGAAAUUUCUGUGGCAUGCACAUCAUAACACUUCGUAUGAGCGGCUCUUCGUAGAGAUUGCCGCCAUGCACGACACAUACUCGUUCGGUUACUUUGAUCGUUUCGCGAAUCUAACAGAUAAGCGGAUAACCGAACUCAAUUACAUCAAUUUCACUGAGGUGGUGCGUAGCAUGACUUGGCGUUGUGAGGAACUGUUAACGGAUUGUGUUUGGCGCAUGCAAGCUAUGAACUGCUGCGACAUCUUCAUAAGACGACGCUCGACUUUGGGCAUCUGCAUGGCAUUCAACUCAAUAGAAUCGUCUAGCGGGCGUUUGAAGCAGGAAGUGGACUCGAAAUGGCCGUGGCGUGUGGGUACUAGUGGUUCGAAGCACGGUCUGCAGGUUCGUACAUUACUCAACGAAGACAAGCAUUCGCCGUACUCGACCACUUCGAAAGGUAUUACGAUCAUGACUGUGCAACCCGAAGUGUGGAGCUUUACGCCUAUCGAUAUACCGAAAGAUGUUUAUGCACGUGUGUACCUCGACGCGUUCAUGAGUUUCUUCGAUCCAGAGACGAGGCGUGUGUCAUCGAAGAAGCGACGAUGCGUCUUUAAGGACGAACAGGAUAGUCCCGACUUUAAAACACUCAACGGACACGUUUAUAUGUAUGAGAAUUGUCAAGCUGAAUGCCAGCAAGAGUACCUCAUGAAGUUUUGCAACUGUACUGUGGAUAUAUUUUUCCCAAUCGGCGCGUACCCAGUAUGUAAAUUGGUGGACCUUCCAUGUUUGGCACGCCACAACCAUCUUGUUCAAUAUUUCCAGGAGUCAAGUAAGGAGACCUUUACGACCAAUCAUCCGGGCAUGGUAUGCAAGUGUUUUUACAACUGUCGCUCGUGGCGCUACAAUAUAAAGGUGCGUACCAGACCUCUGGAACAGAAAGAGCGCUGGAAAACGAAUGAUACUCUGUUGUUGGAUAUAAAUUUCCAACGAGAUUUUAUUAUCGUCUAUAAAACGGAUAUAGUAUACACUUGGGUCGAUUUUCUUUAUAAUUUUGGCAACAUCACUGCGCUCUUUCUCGGCUGCUCUCUCGUCAGUCUUGUGGAGUUGUUAUACUUCUUCCUCGUGAAAGUGCCGCAGCGCCGCUUAUGCAGCCGAAUAGACAACGGUAAACCGCACAAAAAAUUGCCAUAUAGCCGCCCGGCCUUGCGCUCGUACAGGGAACGUAGCGAAAAUAAUUUAAAUUUAUAUAAAAAUGGUUUUAAGAAAGUCAGUAACUAAUUGAUUGGCAAUUUUGAUCCAAAUUUGAGUUGAUGCCAA